Messenger RNA from Phytophthora infestans T30-4, 318 nucleotides. RefSeq lists its product as uncharacterized. Bases 1 to 318 code for a protein of 105 amino acids. NCBI's taxonomy places the organism in Eukaryota, Oomycota, Peronosporomycetes, Peronosporales, Peronosporaceae. The transcript has 2 exons. The record is from RefSeq and is a predicted model, not a curated record.
AUGCAGUGGGCCAUUACGCUGGACGCUUUACCUCCGAGUACGAUGCGUUUAUUGGCUUUUCGACGCUCUGUUCUUAUGCUAUCCGUGCUGACUUUCGAGCUUAUGGGACUGGUUAUAUUGUCGCUGGAGCUCUUCGCUUUGGACCGCUGGAUUGUACCCAAAAUUGCAGUUGUGGAUCGAGUUAUCUUCGGUCGUCGUGUCGAAGUGAGCACUUUGUCAGCCUUGGUCUCGCGUCUCUGGACUAUUUUCCUCUGGGAUUGCAAGCUCAUGUGGUUUCUCUCUGCUGCACUUCGUCGUCAACGUCAACGCUGCUGUUGA